Messenger RNA from Paramecium tetraurelia, 813 nucleotides. RefSeq lists its product as uncharacterized. The record is from RefSeq and is a predicted model, not a curated record. NCBI's taxonomy places the organism in Eukaryota, Ciliophora, Oligohymenophorea, Peniculida, Parameciidae. The transcript has a single exon.
AUGAAAAUAUUUAUUCUAUUUUCACUCAUCCUAUUCAUCAACUCAGCAGACGUUCAAACAUGUCUAUGUUCAAAUCUAUAGACAAAGUACGACUGCGAAAAUGCAGUCAAAUUUUAGGCAGCCAGCCAAGAUUUGUUUGAUCUUAAAGUUUGUAUUUGGAACGAAGGAUAAUGCUUGGAUCUCCUUAAAGAUGUUGUAGUUCCUUGUAGUGCGCUUGAUUAAAAAAUAUGUGGAAAUCUACCUUCAUGUGCAUGGUAUAAUGGCGCAUGUCAGACAUUUACCAAAUGUUCAGAUUACUAAUUUGAGAAAAGUAUUCUAUCUCAAUCUUGUGAGGGAAUUAAUUGUUUAGAUAAUGGCACAUCCUGCACUUUUGAUCUAAUUGGACGUGGUGAAUAAUCAUGUGAACAAAUAGCCUUUGAAGAAGAUUGCCAAAGAAUGUAUAUAUUAUAUAAGAAAACCAUAUGUAAUUGGAAUGGGUCUGCAUGUGUUGGUCAAUCAUUAUCAUCUUGUUCAAGUUUAACAGAAAAAUAAUGUUUAUAAGUCAAUUCCUAAUGUGCUUGGAAGAAUAAUUCAUGUGUAAAAAGAACAUGUGAAGAUGGACAAUAUUCAUCCUUUGUAUAAGAAGGAGUCAAACUAUGUUCAAGUUACUUAGAUAUUGAAACUGAUUAGGUUAUGUACUGUGAAAUAAGCGAAGAUGGAUAGUGUGUAACAUCUGAUCCUGAAGAAUUAGGUAGGAAAGAUUGUUAUUCAUAAUCCUUUUAAUAAUAUACUUGGUAUCCAGGAGAUCAAGAAUGUCAGAAGUGCCAAUCAUGA